AUGACUAACAAUCAAAAUGUAAACAGAUCUCCAGGAAUACAUUGCCUAUCUCCCGUGGUAAAUGUUGAAGAACAGAACGAAUGGAAACAAGUAAAAAAAAUUGCCAAAAAAUUUAGCUGCAAAAGAACAAAAUCAUUUGCUAUUGCCUACAACGUGCUGGGUAAAAAUUUCAAGGAAAAAAUGAUUUAUGAAAUGAAAGCAGGUUUACCUUUCUUCUCAAUCAUUAUCGAUGAAGUACAUAAUUUUAAAUGUCUUGAAAAUGGAUGUAACAAUUCAUUUCAGCAUAAUGAAGGACUGACAAGGCAUUUAACUGAACACCAUGGUCUCAAGAUAGAAUAUGAAACCUUGGAAUUUUCUGCCAGAGAAGAUUUUCUUGCCUGGAAAGGUGCUACAGAAAAGAAAGACAAAUCAUAUUAUGUUGUUUCUAAAACAGCAACAUCUGAAGACAAAAAACUUACUUAUUAUACAUGCAACAGAUCUGGAAAAAUAAAGUCUAGAUGUACAGAAACUGUACCAGUUGUCAAAGUUACAGAACAUAAUAAUAAACUUACUGUUUUUUGGGUGAGAUCUCAUUAUGGCCAUGCACCAGAAUUGCAACAUAUAAGGCUACCAGAAGCUGAUAAGUCAGCAGUAGCAUCUAAGCUUAUUUUGGGCGUCCCAGCAUCGAGGAUUUUGGAUUCCUAUAGAGACAUGCUGCCUUCUGAUAUAAGCGGACCUGAUCAAUUGAAUCGUGAAGAUAUCCUCACAAGAAAAGACAUUUCAAAUAUUAAGAUAUCUUAUCAUAUCAACAUCUCCGAAGGGGUUAAGGAUGAAAAUGAUGCUGUAUCUGUUGACCUUUGGGUAAAGCAAAGUGAGCAUGAUGAAUGUAAUCCUGUGUUGUUCUAUAAAAAACAGGGUGUAGCAGAUGGUGUAUAUAGUUUAAGGGUCUCUGAUUUUUGUUUAGUUAUAAUGACCAGUUUCCAAAAGAAUAUGUUAGAAAAAUUUGGAACUAACAUCAUAGCACUAGAUGGAACUCAUGGAUUGAACAAUUAUGACUUCGAACUAACAACUAUAUUAGUGGUAGAUGAAUUUGGUGAAGGAAUUCUUGUAGCUUUCAUGUUUACUAACAGAAAAGACACUUACAUUUAUGAAGUAUUUUUUAGUGUAAUCAAAUUAGCUGUGGGCGUUAUAGUUACAAAAACAUUUAUGACUGAUAUCGUUUUCACAUUUUACAGUGCCUGGUUUUCAAUAAUGGGUCCAGUUAUACACCAACUAUUUUGCUCAUGGCAUGUUGACCGGGCUUGGCAACAAAACUUAUUGAAAAUCAAAGAUAAGGUUAAAAGGAAAGAAGCUUAUAAAACUAUAAAGUUUCUUCAUCGAAAUACAAGUUCUGAAACAACUCUAAAUCAUCUACUUUCAGAUGUUGAUACAAAGGAUUUUGGCAUAUACUUUACCAAACAUUAUAAGGAAAAUUAUAAAAAAUGGGCCUAUUGCUUUAGAACAGGCUGUGGCAUUAAUACGAAUAUGAGGCUGGAAUCGAUGCACAAAGUCCUUAAAUAUUGUUACUUGGAUGGGAAAAAAGUAAAAAGGUUAGAUAGAAGUAUACACGUAUUAUUGAAAUUUGUAAGAGAUAAAUAUAUUGAAAGGAACAUUAAAAAAAUCAAAGGAAAACAUACAGUACACACAAAGCAAAUUGUCUUGAGACAUAUGACAGCAGAAAGUAGUGAAUUCAUUACUGAAAUAAUCAAAGAGGCAGAAUGGAUUGUUAGCUCCGAAUCAAAAGAGCUUUAUUGUGUAAAGAAGAACAAAAAUGAGUCUUGUUGUGAUUAUAUGUGUAGUAUAUCGUUUUCUUGGUUUUUUUGGUAUCCUGUGAAAUUGUUCAUUAUGGACAUAGCAGAUUUACACUCUUAUCCGACGAUAUGUAAUAUCUGCUACCAUACAUAUUCGUGUACAUGUAAUGACUUCAUUACUGCUAGCUCAAUUUGUAAGCAUAUUCAUUAUAUUGAAAUGAAAUAUUAUGGUCUAAAACAAAACAGAGUGAACAAAGAGAGGCAAGAAAAUGCUGGGUUAGUUAGGUGCACCCAAAAUAAAUUGGAUGUCUUAAGAGAAAGAAUUUCAAGAAAAAUAGCUCUGACAAUGAACAAGUUAGAUAUGAAUAAAAAUGGAUUUGAUGAAACCAAAAUGUUUCAAAUCGAGAACCACUUGGAUCUUAUAAAUAAAUUAAUAGAUUUGCCUUCUGAUAUUCCUACUGAGUCAUUUACUCCCAUUAACAGUCAAACUGAGCCAGCAAAUAAAAAAAUCUCUAAGCAAAAAAAUUUCUAUUCAACGCAAAAAAAAGUAAAAACAAAGAAAAACAAAGUAAAAAAACCGAAUGAGACAGAAGUAAUGAAUAUAAGUAGCAACUUAAAUAGUAGUUUUUCAGGCUUAUAUGUUUCAAACUCAGAGACUGAAGAUCAUAAAUAUUUUUAGAAUCAAUAGUUAUUGUAAAGGUAAAAAAAUUGUAUUGAAUAAAUAAAUUACUUUUAAAAAUGUGAAAUGUGUAUUUUUUAAUCUGGAUAAAUACAAUGAAUUAAUGGCAAUAUAUUAAGUAUUUUGACUUAACAUCAUAUUUCAUAUUCAAAUACUAUUAUGUGAACCUUGCUCGUUGCCUUCAUUCAAAAUGUCU
Messenger RNA from Harmonia axyridis, 2644 nucleotides. RefSeq lists its product as uncharacterized. The record is from RefSeq and is a predicted model, not a curated record. The transcript is spliced from 8 exons. NCBI's taxonomy places the organism in Eukaryota, Metazoa, Arthropoda, Insecta, Coleoptera, Coccinellidae. Gene Ontology annotation, molecular function: zinc ion binding. The coding region runs from base 1 to 2448 and encodes 815 amino acids.